Molecule: messenger RNA, 512 nt
Organism: Culex pipiens pallens (northern house mosquito)
Lineage: Eukaryota; Metazoa; Arthropoda; Insecta; Diptera; Culicidae
Product: cuticle protein 16.5-like
Exons: 2
Coding region: 101-388 (95 amino acids)
Source: RefSeq, a predicted model, not a curated record
UAUAAAAACGACCAGAUUUCAGACCAAAAGCAUCAGUUACCAUUACCCAAAUCUUCAAUCAACUACUUCCCGUUGUUCAAUCACCAAAACCUCACUCAAAAUGUUCAAGAUUGUCUGCCUGUUUGCCCUGAUCGCCGUUGCGUCGGUUGCGGCCGAGCCCAAGCCGGAGGCCAAGCCCGGUGUGUUGGCCUACAGUGCCCCGCUGGUGGCCGCCGCUCCAGCUGCCUAUGCCUACACCGCAGGAGGAGCCGUGUACGAGCGCACCUACCACGGAAACAUCGCUCCGGUGGCCCCGCUGGCCGCGUACGCCUCCGCCCCGUACGUUGCUGCUGCUCCGUUGGCCUACUCGGCACCGUACGUGGCCGCCGCCCCGGUGCUGUACAAGUGAACGGUUCCAGGAGUGAUUGAGUAACAGAUUCCCAGCGCUAGUCGUGUUUCGUAUUUUUCUCGGAACAUUUGAAUAUUUAUGACAACUAUUGAAAAAAUAUAAAGCAAGAUUAUUUAAAAAUCAA